CUCGGCUCCUUGGCUGUAUCCACGGGGCGCUCAGAUUUGCCACGCGACAGUUCGGCGCUCUUCGCCGGGGUCGCAGAUUUACUUGAGGCACGCUGUCUGGACUUUUCGUCCGUAUGUCUCUGCUGGUCCUCAAGUCGUUGAAUAUGCUGUUGAUCAAUACGCUCGGCAGGCUCCUCCAGCAGAAGGGGAGCAUCCCCGACAUUAUUCUUACUUCGACUCCUCCUUGAGAGGUCGGAGAUUGUGAUUAAGGUUCUGACCAGUCGAUUCCACCGAAGUUCCGGGGAUCAAAUCCCUUUCCCUUCAUUUUCGACGGUCCCGGCGAAGGCGGCGUCAUCGCUGGUUGCAACGUUGGGGCCUCUGGCGCCCUGGCAGGCGGUGCCAGAGAAGUCGGAGGCUGCGCUGGAGCUGCCAGUCCAGGCGUUGGAGUUGAUUCCGUGGCUGGGGCAGUCAGGGGAGAUUUGUUAUCACUCCCCAGCUCCACAUCCUCAUGCUUGUGGAGAACCGACUCCACUUCGGCUGAACGCAAAUCCGAGUGGUCUCCCGCACGAGCCCGAAAGCCC
Messenger RNA from Mycena citricolor, 560 nucleotides. The record is from the annotation of a GenBank genome assembly. NCBI's taxonomy places the organism in Eukaryota, Fungi, Basidiomycota, Agaricomycetes, Agaricales, Mycenaceae.